AUGGACGACCUGCCUCCGCCUGAGUUUGCCGCUGCCGCUUUGACUCCUUCGUCGCGUUUCACCGCCACCGUCGAUAUGUCAUCGUCGGUAGCUGCUCGCAAACCUCGCAGUAACGCCCGCAACCUCCGUAAGCGACACUACGUCGGUGGUGGCGAUCACGGCAACGGCGGUAUCGACCAGCAGCCGCCGUCAAUCGAUCGCUCUGCCGAUGGUCACAGUAUCCUAGCCGACCGCUUCGGAUUCUUCCACAACGUCUUCCAGCCAAAUAUGUUCACCUCUGCUCCUGUUCAGGAAACGCUUCGGGGUCCGCCUGUAAACAGGAUUAUUAACGAUGUGUUUGAGAGGCGCUGCCCUUGCAUGAAUGGAACUUUCCCCGAGCUGUGUUGCUUAAACGACCCUAGCGGCAACCGUUGUCAGCUGCACCGUCUGUUUCAAGGAACCCUUCCGCUGCUUACCUCGUAUCGUCCAGUGAAUUGGAUUCCGUUUGCUCAACACUUUUCGUCGUCGCUGCCGGCUGCCGCUACUGCUUCUACCCCUGCCCCAGCCGUUUAUCCGUCGACGUCAUCGUCCUCGGUUCACCAAAUGCACCAGCAGGUGCCAGUUCCCAAUAACCCCUGCAUUCACUGCGCUCACCAUCACGCGACCAUCGCCGCCUCUGCCGCUUCGCCAUUCGCCGCGCUCCAUCCUCGCAUUAGUAUUACUCAUCACCUGGUGCCUCAGCCGGCUUCCCCGAUGUCGUUUGUGCCUUUUAGUCUGGAACGUGUACCGGAAGUCAUUAUGCCUUUUCUGUAA
Messenger RNA from Soboliphyme baturini, 792 nucleotides. The record is from the annotation of a GenBank genome assembly. NCBI's taxonomy places the organism in Eukaryota, Metazoa, Nematoda, Enoplea, Dioctophymatida, Soboliphymatidae.